AUGACGUUAAAAGAUUUUGACGAUGAUGCGAUUGUCAUCUCUGGAAUAUCUGGAAAAUUUCCAAAGAGUGAUAAUAUCAACGAGUUAAUAGAAAAUCUAUUUAAUGGAAAAGAUUGCGUGUCAUCGGAUCAUACAAGAUGGAAAUUCAAUAAUGCCAGAGUUCCAGCGCGUAUUGGGACGAUGUCACAGAUAGGAAAAUUUGAUAACCUUUCUUUUGGAGUACAUGCAAAACAGGCACAUUUUAUUGACCCGGCAUCAAGAAUGGCAACCGAAAUAACGUUCGAAGCGAUAACUGACGCUGGAAUAAAUCCCGUCGAGUUACGAAGCAUGAAAACAAAUGUUUACGGAGCAACGAAUUUAGGCGAGACAGAUAAAGGUCUGUUCUACGCCAAAAUGGAGCAAACUGGACAUAAUCUUAUGGGCAGCUCCCGCGCUAUGAUAUCAAACCGAACUUCCUUUUGUUUGGAUUUUAUUGGCUCAAGCUGUACUAUAGAUUCGGAUUGUGCAUCUUCUGGAGUGGGUAUACAAAAAGCAUACGAAGACUUAAAGUGUAAAAUUUGUGAUUACGCGAUCAUUGUUAGUGGAAUUACAAUAUUGCAUCCACAAAUAUCAUACCACUUGUCAAACUUAGGAUUGUUGUCACCUGACGGAAUGAAUAGAUCUUUUGACGAGAAAGCUAGUGGAUUCUCAAGAAGCGAGUCGAUAGGAGCGAUUUUUCUUCAAAGAGCUAAAAACGCAAAGCGGAUUUACGCCGAGAUUGUUAAUAUCCUUACAAUGUACGGUGAUAAUAUUCCAAGAAACGCUUGUCUAUAUCCCACAGCAGAAUUCCAAGCUGAAAUAAUGAAACAAACUUUAACACGUUGCGGUUUGAAACCGACCGAUAUAAAUUAUAUCGAAGCCGAUGGAACAGCGGUCAAAUCAAUGGAUCGCGAAGAACUGAAAGCGAUAGAUUCAAUUUAUGGGGAAAAUCGCAAUCCAUUAAAUCCACUCUUAAUAGGAUCGAUCAAAUCAAACAUUGGUCAUACAAUGAACAUGAAUGUAGUAAAUUCUAUCAUAAAGGUACUAAUUGCCAUGGAGACGGGAGUUAUACCUCCGAAUCUUCAUUACGACGAACCUCCGAAAGAUGCGAAAUGCCUUCAAGAUGGACGA
This is a messenger RNA of Polistes dominula (European paper wasp), 1149 nucleotides long. RefSeq names its product fatty acid synthase-like. Gene Ontology annotation, molecular function: oxidoreductase activity; fatty acid synthase activity. Gene Ontology annotation, biological process: fatty acid biosynthetic process. Lineage: Eukaryota; Metazoa; Arthropoda; Insecta; Hymenoptera; Vespidae. The record is from RefSeq and is a predicted model, not a curated record.